UAAACCUACUGACUGUAAACAAACCUCGAUUUAUUUCCGUCAGGAUUAAUAAGUAUAGAGCUGGCGAUAUUGUCAACUUUAUGUGAUAUCUGGGUUGGGCAUUUUUUUGUCGUGCCAUUAAAAGGUCGAAGUUUCCUUAGCUGAACCCUCAAGGAAAGUUAUUUCGCGCGUUGUCGUCUAAGACGCAAGGCUAACCACCUCGCUAACAUUAGCUACCAUUGGAAAACCGAAGGGAAGGGGCUGCGGUGCAGCUAGCUAACCGAAGCUUUGUUUUAACGCGGGUAGCUAACGUCUGCUUGCAUUGAAGUCAACUUAUCACUAGCUUUAUUCACGUAUGUGUUUUGUUUAGCCAUCUUAUUCUCCAGCAGUCGGUCUGCCUCCUCCGAAGUGUAGCUAAGCGACACGUUUAAGACAUGGUGAAGCUGACGAAGGCCAAAACAUUUCAGGCAUACCUGGACUCCUGUCACCGCAGGUACAGCUGUGUGCACUGCCGAGCUCACCUGGCCAACCAUGACGACCUCAUCUCCAAGUCUUUCCAGGGAAGUCAGGGCCGGGCCUACCUCUUCAACUCAGUGGUGAAUGUGGGGUGUGGCCCAGCGGAGGAGAGAGUGCUGCUGACAGGGCUUCAUGCUGUGGCUGACAUCUACUGUGAGAACUGCCACACCACCCUGGGCUGGAAAUAUGAACAGGCUUUUGAGUUGAGCCAGAAGUACAAAGAGGGGAAGUUCAUCAUUGAACUCUCACACAUGAUCAAGGACAAUGGGUGGGACUGAGCAGUGAAACCACGCCGCCACUCUCCCUCACACGGUCUCAGUUAAGACACCGUCGCCCUGUCAGCCAGGCACCUGUGUAUAGCUUUAUGAAGAAAAUUGAAAUCAGCGUUUCUGUCAUAAGCCCUGCUUUAUUGAAAGUGAUUCCCUGAGCUAUCAUUUAAAAUGGAAGGGAGCUGGGGUUAUCUUUGUUUGAAAUUGCUAAGAACAUCCUGUAACAUUCUCAUCCAAAUUUCACAAAAUUCUGUUCCCAUCUUUAAGUAAAUUACAAAUAAUCUGUGAUGUCCUCUUGGAUCCAUUUUGUGCAACACUCAAGUUAUAGACAACAAUGUCAUGUAAAGUCCCUAUGAUUUCAUAAUUUUGUAUUUUUUAUUAUAGAUGACGUUUUGAGGGUGGGUAAUUUGCUGUUUGUUUGAGUGGCAGAGAGACUGCCGGUUACUGUGUGUGAACCUUUUUUUUUAAAUUUUACUGCAUAUGUACAUGUGGGAAUUUAAAGAACGUACGUCAAGAAUUUACAAUGUGAAUGUGUACAUGAAUGAGUAUAUUAGGCCUUCACCUGGUGGCUGGAGAGAUGGCUCUUCAGGAUCAGAUUCUCUAUUAUUUGUGUGUGAGUACACAGAAUAAGAGUAUACUGUGGGUCUGUGCAAGAUGUGCGAGUGUACUGUGUAUACAGCAUGUGCAGUGUGUGUGUGUGUGUGUGUGUGUGUGUGUGUGUGUGUGCAUGCGCGUGUGUGAAUACAAGAAGUCAGAAUAUGUCCUGUAUAUAUGUAAAGUGUGCAUUUUGUAUAGCAUGUCUACGUGUGAGACUCAGAUGAUUAACAUUUAACAGUAAACCAGCAAACACAAAAAGCUUGGGUUGAA
Megalops cyprinoides (Indo-Pacific tarpon) is the source of this 1631-nucleotide messenger RNA. RefSeq names its product yippee-like 3 (gene ypel3). The record is from RefSeq and is a predicted model, not a curated record. Lineage: Eukaryota; Metazoa; Chordata; Actinopteri; Elopiformes; Megalopidae. Bases 414 to 773 code for a protein of 119 amino acids. The transcript has 5 exons.